Molecule: messenger RNA, 2106 nt
Organism: Gavia stellata (red-throated loon)
Lineage: Eukaryota; Metazoa; Chordata; Aves; Gaviiformes; Gaviidae
Gene: RUFY4
Product: RUN and FYVE domain containing 4
Exons: 10
Coding region: 1-2106 (701 amino acids)
Biological process (GO): positive regulation of macroautophagy
Source: RefSeq, a predicted model, not a curated record
AUGGCAGGGGACGGGGAGCUCAACCGCGUCAUCAAGGACCUGCAGAAGACCGUGGCCGAGCUGAACCGCAGCUACCGGGAGCAGAACCUGCCAGUGACGGACGGGAGCCGGGAGCUGCACAGCCUCUGUGCCCAGCUGGAGUUCCUCCUUCAGUUCGACCUCAAGGAGAAGAGGAGCUUCUUCGGGCAACGCAAGGACUAUUGGGACUUCUUGUGCCAGGGCCUGGCGCUGCGCCGGCAGGAGCAUGAGGGCAUUCGCUUUGUCAUCUCCCUGGACAAGCUGAAGACCCCCGUGGGCAGGGGCCGAGCCUUUCUGCGGUACUGCCUGGUGCACCGGCAGCUGGCAGAGUCCCUGCAGCUCUGCCUCCUCGACCCCGAGAGCCUCCGCGAGUGGUACUACGCCCGCAGCCCCUUCCUGAGCCCCCAGCUCCGGGCGGAGAUCCUGGGCAGCCUCUAUGAGCUGGAUGGUGUCACCUUCCGCCUGGCCCUGUGCAGGGCUGACCUGGACAUCGCCUGGCCCAUGUUCUCCGAGACACUGGUACGUCCCAGCCCAGUGGCCAAAAGCAGCCCAGCAAAGACAGCCCUGCAGACAGGUGAUACCGGCACCUUGGCACAUGGAUGGCCUGAUGGCAUCGCCCAUCCCACUGUGGCACCCCGUGGGAUGUCAGCCCACCCGUGCCCCCCCGCCUUGUCUGCCCCACGGGCAGGGGGUGUAGAGAUGGAGGAGGAGGAUGUGGAGGUGAAGAAGAACGUGGAAGAGGAGGAUGAAGAGGAGAUGGAGGAGGAGGAGGAGGAGGAGGAGGAGAAGGAGGAGGAGGAGGAUGAGGAGAAGGUAGAGGAUGUGGAGGUAGACGUGGAGGAGGACGUGGAGGUGGAGAAGGAUGUGGAAGAGGAAGAUGAAGAGGAGUUGGAGGAGGAUAAGAAGAAGGUGGAAGAUGUGAAUGUGGAGGAGCUGGAGGACGCACACGGUGCUGGUAAAGCACCCCAGCCUGAUGGUGAUGGGGAGCCUGGCACGUCCCUGCCGCCCGGCACGGGGUGCAUGCCGGGCUCCUCGCCGCCGGUGCCCGGGCAGCUGGGCAGGACAGAGGCAUCCCUGCAGGCACUGGUAUCCCAGCUGCGGUCUGAGCUGGGGCAGCGGGAUGUGGCAUCGCGGGCGCUGGCGGCCCGGCUGGCACAGGAGGAGCGGCGGCACCGGCGGCAAGAGGACGGCAAUGCCCGGUGGGCCCAGCUGCAGGCGCGCGAGGCUGAGGCACUGCGGGAGACCAACGCCUUCCUGGAGCGGGCGCUGGUGGCGGCGGUGGCAGCGGGGGGCCCGGGGGUGCUGGCGCGGGCACAGGAGGAGGCACGGGGCUGGCGGGAGGCAGCGGAGGAGCGGGGCACCCAGCUGGCCGGGGCGCUGGCAGAGGCAGCGGCACUGGCCUCGCGCCUGCGGGACUGCCAGGCGGCGCUGGCAGCGGUGGGACAGAUGGACACGCUGGAGGAUGGCAGCACCCCAGACGAGGUGGCCGCUGUGGAGGAAGUGCUGCGGCAGGCGCUGGAGCUCGCCCGCAGCCCCCAGGAGCUCCUGCCGGACCCCCAGGCAGAGGGGGAGCCUGACACGGCCACCGGCAUGGCCAUGCGCCUGGCCACCCUGGCCACCGCGGCGCGGGAGGAAGCCCGGCAGAGCCGGCAGCAGCUCCAGGCCCAGCAGCAGGAGGUGGCGCGGCUGCGGGAGCAGCUUGACAGGGCCCGGCAGGACGGCGAGCGCUGGGCAUCGGCACUGCAGCGGGCGCAGCGGGAGGCCCUGGAGCGAGAGGCCAUGCGUGGCGCCGAGCAGGCGCGGCAGCAGGAACUCAUCCGUGACAUGAAGGGGCGGCUGCUGGAGCUGCUGCGGGAGAAGGAUGCCCUGUGGCAGAAGACAGAAGGCAUCGACGCCCCAAUGCCCAGCCCGGCACCCCGCGACGCAGGGCUGUGCACCCGCUGCCACAAGGAUUUUCGCCUCCUCUCCCGGCGGUACAACUGCAGGCUGUGCCAGGGCAAGGUGUGCCACGCGUGCUCCGUGGACGUGGGCAAGCAGGGCCGCUGCUGCCUGCUUUGCUACCAGCAAAAGCACCUGCAGGCUACGUGA